CCCUGGGGCUGGACACCUGAUGCCUGACUGGACUCUGCAUAAAAUCAAAGGGAGAAGUGGGUACUGGAGAAAAAACCAGCAAUAUCUGCUGAACUCAUUUUGUGGAUAUGGGUGUGUCAUAGACAAGACAAGAAAGCUUGUUUUCCACUGUGCAGCACCCUCCACAGGGAAGCAACCUUAUCUCCUUGACCAGAGAGCCUCUGAUACAUUGCCUGCAGCAAGAAUCAGGAGCCAACAUGAAGGAAAACAUGCCAUCUGCCCUUGUUUUCAUCCUACUUUUUCUCAACCUCGGCCUUCUGAAUGGACAGUCACCACCUGGAAAGCCUGAGAUCCACAAAUGUCGUUCUCCUGACAAGGAAACAUUCACCUGCUGGUGGAAUCCCGGGACAGAUGGAGGACUUCCUACCAAUUAUUCACUGACUUACAGCAAAGAAGGAGAGAAAAUCACCCAUGAAUGUCCAGACUACAAAACCAGUGGCCCCAACUCCUGUUUCUUUAGCAAGCAGUACACUUCCAUAUGGAAAAUAUACAUCAUCACAGUAAAUGCCACUAACCAAAUGGGAAGCAGUGCAUCGGAUCCACUUUAUGUGGAUGUGACUUACAUAGUUGAGCCAGAGCCUCCUCGGAACCUGACUUUAGAAGUGAGACAGCUAAAAGACAAAAAACCAUAUCUAUGGAUAAAAUGGUCCCCACCCACCAUAACUGAUGUAAAAACUGGUUGGUUUACAAUGGAAUAUGAAAUUCGAUUAAAGUCUGAAGAAGCAGAAGAGUGGGAGAUCCAUUUUACAGGGCUGCAAACACAUUUUAAGGUUUUUGACUUAUAUCCAGGACAAAAAUACUUUGUCCAGACUCGCUGCAAGCCAGACCAUGGAUACUGGAGUAGGUGGGGCCAAGAGAAUUCCAUUGAAAUACCCAAUGACUUCACCUUGAAAGAUACAACCGUGUGGAUCAUUGUGGCCAUUCUCUCUGCUGUCAUCUGUUUGAUUAUGGUCUGGGCAGUAGCUUUGAAGGGCUAUAGCAUGGUGACCUGCAUCUUCCCACCAGUUCCAGGGCCAAAAAUAAAAGGAUUUGAUACUCAUCUGCUGGAGAAGGGCAAGUCUGAAGAACUCCUGAGUGCCUUAGGAUGCCAAGACUUCCCCCCCACUUCUGACUCUGAGGACUUGCUGGUGGAGUUUUUAGAAGUGAAUGACAGUGAGGACGUGCAGCUAAUGCCAUCCCAUUCCAAAGAGUACCCAGGUCAAGGUGUGAAGCCCACACACCUAGAUCCUGACAAUGACUCUGGUCAUGGAAGCUAUGACAGCCAUUCUCUUUUGUCUGAAAAGUAUGAGGAGCCCCAGGCCUACCCCCCUACUUUCCACAUUCCUGAGAUCAUUGAGAAGCCAGAGAAUCCUGAAGCAAAUAUUCCUCCCACCCAGGACCCCCAAAGCAGCAUCCCCUAUUUUCAUGCAGAUGUGUCCAAAUCUUCAACAUGGCCUUUACUGCCUGGCCAACACAUGACCAGGUCUCCUUAUCACAGCAUUGUUGAUGUGUGCAAGCUAGCUGGAGGUCCUGUAGAUACACUUGCCUCUUUCCUAGACAAAGCAGGAAAAAAUCUUCUGAAAUUUUCAAAAACCCUCAAGACUGGAGAGGAAAAAGAGGUGGCUGAGCAAGAGGAGAUGAAAAGCUUCCAUUCUGAGACUAAACAGAACGCAUCAUGGCCCCUGCUUCAGGAGAAAGCUCCCAUUGUCUAUACUAAACCCCCAGAUUAUGUGGAGAUUCACAAAGUCAAUAAAGAUGGAGUACUAUCGUUGUUACCCAAACAGAAAGAAAACAACCAGGCGGAGAAGCCCGGGGUUCCUGAAGCCAGUAAGGAGUAUGCCAAGGUGUCUGGGGUUAUGGAUGACAACCUCUUGGUGUUAAUGCCAGAUUCACGAGCUCAGAACCCAGCUUUGGUUGGGGAAUCAGCCAAGAAGGCUCUACCACCACUUGAACAGAAUCAACCUGAGAAAGAUCUGGCCAGCUUUGCUGCAACCUCAAGCAACUGCAGACUCCAACUGGGCAGGCUGGAUUAUCUGGAUCCUACAUGCUUCAUGCAUUCCUUUCACUGAUAGCUAGACUUAUGGAACGAUCAGUUAAAAUGUGAUUGUUUUCCUUCAGGUAACACUACAGAGUCAUGGAAUAAUGUGGUUUGCUAGCGAAUGUUACAGGAUGUGGGUAAAAUAACACUACUUCACUCCUUUUCAUGUCGUGUUCAACUCUUGCCUCUUUUCAACAGCUGAUGUCCAGAACAAAUCGAUCUUGUUUCCUGUGAUUUGUAGACUUUCUCUUUACUAUUACUAUAUGUAUAUGUGUGUGUGUAUAU
This is a messenger RNA of Onychomys torridus (southern grasshopper mouse), 2341 nucleotides long. RefSeq names its product prolactin receptor (gene Prlr). Gene Ontology annotation, molecular function: cytokine receptor activity; cytokine binding. Gene Ontology annotation, cellular component: membrane; external side of plasma membrane; signaling receptor complex. The record is from RefSeq and is a predicted model, not a curated record. NCBI's taxonomy places the organism in Eukaryota, Metazoa, Chordata, Mammalia, Rodentia, Cricetidae. Gene Ontology annotation, biological process: cytokine-mediated signaling pathway. The transcript is spliced from 9 exons. The coding region runs from base 237 to 2087 and encodes 616 amino acids.